UUUGAUAAAAGUUACUUACGCCAGCGCUAUGAUUUAGCGUCAAGUUGCAAAGAUUUAAGUGAUUCAUGUGUGCUCUCAAAGUUUAAAUGGAACCGCAUUUUUUGUUAAAACACAAGUAUUUUCUAAUAUGUCUGAUACCAAACAUCAUGAUACUUUUCGGCUACUACGAAAACUACAUCAAGAACGAAAAUGGAAUCAUUCUUUUCAAGAAGGUGGAUAAUGGGGGUGCCUACACAGAUUUGAGUAAAUAUCUGGUGGACACUAGUAAUUGCAAAAUUCCUGACAUCGAUCCUUUGAAUAGUGACGUCUGGCCUUAUUACCAGAAGCAAGACUACGUGCAUUGUCGGACUUUAAACCUUUUAACGUACAUCGAAAGACGGGACGAUGAAAUUUUCCUUAAAUUGAACUAUUCGUUGUUGGAUGCCUACAGUCCUUACCCUAUUUCUUGUUGCUAUUCUAACGUGACCCGAGGGGACGACGAUGACGAUGAUGUUGACAACACAAUUAGCUUUUCAGAGUGCACACCCUUCAUUCGAGCUGCCAAAAUCUCCUCGGACAUGAUCAAAGUCACCUGCAAAACUGACUACGACGAAGUAUAUUCCAACGUGCAUAGUAUCAUCAAAGAGAACGAAGAAACCCUAUAUAAAAGACCCUCCGGGGGCGACUACAGCGUACUACUAGUCGGAAUCGACACUAUGUCCCAGCUAAAUUUAAUCCGAACUAUGCCUAAAACGUACAGAUUGUUGGAAAACACCGGUUGGAUUAACUUGCGGGGGUACAACAAAAUCGACGACAACACUUUCCCGAAUUUGAUGGCGAUUCUAAGCGGGAUGAACCUAUCCCAAAUCCACACUAUCUGCAAUCCCGAGAAGAACUAUCUCGACGAUUGUGAUAUUAUCUGGAAGAGGUUCCGUCAGCGCAACUACGUGACCGCGUACGCCGAAGACGAAAGCCACUUGAACACUUUCAGUUUUCUCAUGAAGGGUUUCAAUAAUACUCCUACAGAUUUCUACUUCCGGCCGUAUUUCCUGGCAGCUGAGACUCUCAACGUCGUGACGCAUUAUCUAGCUUCGUACUGCACGGGUCCAGAAACCUCCGGCGAACGCAUCCUCGACUUGAUCAAAGACUUCGUCGACGUGUUUUCAGACAAACUCAAAUUCGGCCUCUUCUGGAUGAACACCUUCAGCCACAACAACAUCAACACGGCGUCCGGGAUGGACGACGUUUUCGAGAAGUUUCUGUCGUACUUGAUGAAGAGCAAAGUUUCGGAAAACACCGUCCUGGUGUUUUUCAGCGACCAUGGGUUCAGGUUCGGGAAGAUCCGGUAUACUUAUAGUGGGUGGUUGGAGGAGCGGCUGCCCUUCAUCCACCUCUGGGUACCUAAGUCGUUUCGGGCGAAGUACCCCGAGAGCUACAACAACUUGAUGUUCAACGCCUUCAAGCUGACGACACCGUAUGAUCUCUACAUGACCCUCCAAGAUAUUUUGCAGCGGUCGGACAGCACUUACCAGGUCCAGUCUAGCUUGGCGUGCCCUAAAUGUAGAUCGCUCUUCCAAAGAAUUAGUGAAAAUAGAUCGUGCGACGACGCCGCCAUUUCGCAACAUCUGUGUACGUGCAUGGGACACGUUUAUAUUGAUCCUAAUUCGCAAAUCGUGAAGAAGGCGACGUAUUUUGCGUUGGAUAAGUUGAGGAGUACGAUAAAUUCGUUCGUGGAUGGGCCGAGGAUGUGUGCUAACUAUGAUCUGAAGCAUAUUAUCUCGUCGGGGAUUACGGAGACUUUCUAUAACAAGAAAGACGAAUCUGUGAACUAUUUGCUGAUAGUGUUUGAGACGUUUCCGAAGGCUGUAUUCGAAGCGACUGUUAGUAUCUCGUAUCAGAAUUAUAUCCCGUUGUUUACCUUACAGGGGAUCAUAAGCAGGGUGGACAGGUACGGGAAUACGAGUGCUUGCGUCAACAAUCCAAUUUUGAGAAAGUAUUGUCACUGUGAUGGGUUUUAUACCAAGGUUAAGAAAACUGUAGACAUAUUAUUUAAUAAUUAAAUUUUUAUAAAAAAAAA
Zophobas morio is the source of this 2056-nucleotide messenger RNA. RefSeq lists its product as uncharacterized. The record is from RefSeq and is a predicted model, not a curated record. Lineage: Eukaryota; Metazoa; Arthropoda; Insecta; Coleoptera; Tenebrionidae. The transcript is spliced from 3 exons. Bases 87 to 2039 code for a protein of 650 amino acids.